This is a messenger RNA of Nanorana parkeri, 516 nucleotides long. RefSeq names its product translocase of inner mitochondrial membrane 10 homolog (yeast) (gene TIMM10). Lineage: Eukaryota; Metazoa; Chordata; Amphibia; Anura; Dicroglossidae. The transcript is spliced from 2 exons. Gene Ontology annotation, biological process: protein insertion into mitochondrial inner membrane. Gene Ontology annotation, cellular component: mitochondrial inner membrane. Bases 45 to 320 code for a protein of 91 amino acids. The record is from RefSeq and is a predicted model, not a curated record.
GCAGCUGUAAUUCUGCAUGAUAUAGGGUACACAACCAAAACAAGAUGGAUCCCUUAAGAGCUCAGCAGCUGGCAGCAGAACUUGAAGUUGAGAUGAUGGCAGAUAUGUAUAACCGAAUGACUGGAGCCUGUCACAAAAAGUGUGUUCCUCCUCACUAUAAGGAGCCAGAGCUGUCUAAAGGAGAAAGUGUUUGCCUGGACCGCUGUGUCUCAAAGUACCUGGAUAUUCAUGAGCGGAUGGGCAAGAAACUCACUGAGCUGUCUAUGCAAGAUGAGGAACUAAUGAAGAAAAUGCAACAGGGGAUGGGACAUGCACAAUAGUUUUUCAUCUUUUGGAGCUUGACCAUUCCAUAUGUUAUAUCAGGCCUUAUUAUUAAAACCAUCUUAAAAAGUUAAACUGUUGGAUGUUAAAAACAACCAAUCAGGCAAUCACUUUUAUGUUGUACAGAGGCAGCCGCUUGUUCUAGACAACAGAACCUGUCAUGUCAUGUUUAAUACAUAUGGCACUCUGUAUUUU